AUGGGUCAAGAAGUCCUGAAAAGUUUAGGAAUUAAUGAACCUAAUAAUCAUCCUAAUUUUUGGAUUUAUCCACAAAGAGUUAAGCACGAUUUACAAAUAAAAGAAAUUUUGGGAAAAUGUCAACAACCUAUUAAUAAAAAGAAACCAGGAGCACCUGAUUUCACUAUCCGCCACCAAACAAAAGAAGUAGUUCUAUUAAUUGAGACCAAAACUAAACUUAAAUCUCAUCAAUCUCCAAGUUUAGAAAAGGAAUUAGAACCUGCUGAUUAUAAUUUGGAUGGUUUACUAUACUUCGCCGAGUUUUUUAAGAAAGAAUUUAAUGUUUUAGGCUUGGCUAUCACAGGAGAAAGACAGCAAGAAUUUGACUUAAAAAGUAUUCGUAAAGAAAAAGAACUUUCACUAGUUGAAGAAUACUUUUAUCAUUUCUUACCCAAGAAGAAUAAAUCUGAUUUAAACAUAAAAGAAAUUAGAGAUACUGCCAAAGAAUUGAAUGAAAUUAUUUAUUCAGGUUUAGGCUUUUCGGAAAGCGAAAAACCCUUUUUUAUUAGUGCUUGCUUGUUAGCUUUGAAAGAUGAAGAUUUUCAGAACUUUUUUGCUGAAAAGAAAAAUGUCAUUUCUUCUUGUCUGAAUGCUAUCAGCAACAAAAUAGAUGAGUAUGCUAAGGCUGAAAGCGAAGUAGAAAAAUACAAAAGUCUUAAAGUCACCCUAACUGGAACAAUUGAAGAUAAUAAAAAACUUGCUUCCAUUUCUAAAAACAAAGAAAAUUCUUUUGUCAAUAUCUUAACCAAAAUCAAUCAAGAAGUUUUUCCUUUUCUAGACAAAGGAGAUGUCAUUGGUGAAUUUUACCACGAGUUUUUAAAGUAUUCAACGGGAGAUGGAAAAAACCUCGGUAUUGUUUUAACUCCUUCGCAUAUUGCGGACUUGUUUUGUGAAAUCAGUUUGAAACUGCUAUAUUCAGAAAAAAAAUACGAAAAAAGAAAGUUUACUGAAAAAGACAAAAUCUUGGAUGUUUGUUGUGGAACAGGAACCUUUUUGGUAAAUGCUUUUAAGAAAGAAGUCGACAAAGACAAGGUUUUCGGAGUAGAAAUAAAAUCCGAACCUUAUAAUUUGGCUCUAACUAACAUGAUUUUAUGA
Messenger RNA from Ambispora gerdemannii, 1134 nucleotides. Lineage: Eukaryota; Fungi; Glomeromycota; Glomeromycetes; Archaeosporales; Ambisporaceae. The record is from the annotation of a GenBank genome assembly.